Colletotrichum siamense is the source of this 399-nucleotide messenger RNA. RefSeq lists its product as uncharacterized. NCBI's taxonomy places the organism in Eukaryota, Fungi, Ascomycota, Sordariomycetes, Glomerellales, Glomerellaceae. The transcript has a single exon. Bases 1 to 399 code for a protein of 132 amino acids. The record is from RefSeq and is a predicted model, not a curated record.
AUGCAGCUCCCUACUCUUGCCGCUGCUGGCACCCUUAUGCUCGUCGCUCUCUCCAAGAGCGUGCUUGCUUGCGAUGGCUACCUCUUCUGCCACUGCUACAACUCUGAUGGCAAGCCCAACGACGCCGCAACUCAGACAGUCUGCAACCGAUACGACACAAAGUUGGCGAAAAUGAUUGAUGCCAACGCCUGGUCUGAUGGUGCCAAGGAGUGCCAGUACAUCGGACCCGAGGGUGCGAGGAUCGGCAAGUACUGGCAUCCCUACGGCUACAGCAACUGCCAAUGGCGCGAGAUGUGCCAGGCUGCUGGAGCCACUGGCACAGACUCUAGCUGCAGGGACACUCCCCCUGUUGGCGGUAAGAGCUACAGCGCCGGAGUUGCCUUCGUCCCGCACAGCUAG